AUGAUUUCUUUCCCUUUGAGCAUUUCAGGAUUACAGAGAAUGAAACCCUCUACUAAUUAUAGCAUCUAAUUGAUGGAAAAUGGAUUCUAAACCUUAGAGGAGAUUAAGUAGGACUAUUAUAACUUUCUAACAACCAAACAAUUUUUGGUUGGAAGGGAUAAUAGGUUUCAAAUCUGUAAGAAUACAGAAUCUGGAAAAAUUCAAUUCUUUUGGUUUCGACUUGAACAAAAAUUCACAGCUUUCAAGAAAAUUCACAAUUUUGAUAAAGUAACAAAAAUUGAAUUUGCUAAUUAUGAAGAGCUCAAAGAAGAUGUCAGAUAAGAAAUCGGAUUUAUCUUACCAGACAGGAAUUUAAUCAGAUGA
Molecule: messenger RNA, 363 nt
Organism: Paramecium tetraurelia
Lineage: Eukaryota; Ciliophora; Oligohymenophorea; Peniculida; Parameciidae
Exons: 2
Source: RefSeq, a predicted model, not a curated record